UUACAAUCCCAAAAUCUCUCAUUUGUCUUCUUUCUCUUCUUUCUUCUGCUCUUCCAUUCUUUCUCUCCUUAACAAGAGGGAAAGAACUUCAUUUCACUUUCUUUUUCUUCCUCGGUUGUUUUUCAUAUAUAUCAUGGGUGCCUGCGCUACCAAGCCUAAGGUCAAAGCCGAUGACAUGCUUGUCAUCCCCGCACCCGAACCUGUUGAUCAUGACAUGGUGAAGAACACCGAGGAAGUUCAGGUCGUGGAAGAGGAAAAGAAGAUCGAUCAAAACGAUGAAAAGAAGAAGGAAGACAAUGAGAAAGUUGUCGUCCAGGAGGAGAAGCCCCCGUCUCUCGCCUCCUUGCUCGUUGAGAAGGAAGCUGCUCCGGUGAUGGAAGUUUCGAGUGAGACGACGGCCGAGGAGAAGCCGAAAGCAGAGCCACCGAAGGAAGCGGUGGCGCCAACAACUGCAGCAGCAGAAGAGAAGAAAAGCGAAGAGAAACCAAAAGAAAAGGAGGAGAAAAGCGUAUGAUUUGAAGAAGAAAGAAAUGACGAAACGCUCUUUCACUUAGAAAUCUAAUUUUCGCUUCUGAUGAAAAGCUAUUCAUUAUUCAAUAUGCUGCGUAAAGAUUGGUAAUCUUUUCUAAGGUGUG
This is a messenger RNA of Benincasa hispida (wax gourd), 635 nucleotides long. RefSeq lists its product as uncharacterized. NCBI's taxonomy places the organism in Eukaryota, Viridiplantae, Streptophyta, Magnoliopsida, Cucurbitales, Cucurbitaceae. The record is from RefSeq and is a predicted model, not a curated record.